AUAAUUCUGUUGACAAAAAACAUCGUGUGUUCAGUUAAUCGAUACACACGCAUCUCAAAUGUGCAGCCCGGCUCAAUAUUAUAAAAAAAUAAGGUUGUUUCAUGAAAUCGAGAGCAACACUUUGCUCGGAAUGCACUGAAUGUGUUAUUUUUUGUUAUUUUCAUAAAAUAUUAAAGAAUACCAACAUAAAUUUCAAUACAAAUUCAAAUAAAGCACAUAAAUAUAUUACUUACACAUGAAAUUCUGAUACAACCGUAUUAUUAUUAAAUAUGACGUCACAAUCCACAAACAGAAAAUGCAUUCGCGCAACACGUAACCUUGGCCCUUGUCAGCGUAAUUUAUGUAAAUUACAAGUGCACAAAUAGCAUUCAAUAUAGUAAGUGCAUAAAAAAUGGAUGCCGACAGCAGUUCACGUUCACCAAGAGUGACAAAAUGUGAAAGUGAUUUGCAAUGGCAAGCCAAAAAGGACGCGCAGCAUAUUCCAAAAGCGUAAUGCACAGACGGAUCUACUAAAGACGAUAUUCUGGAUAUAAACAUACGAGAAGGCGUGCACGCCCCAAGGAAAAGGUGCCAUAUUUUGCGGAUGAGGGAAGGGAACGUGAUCGAGUGAGGAAUCUGCGGCAUAGGAAAACAUCGAUAACACGCCCAACAACAUCACAUAGAGGAAGACCAAUGCGUGCCAGAUCCCGUUCAUAUUCAGCGGAACGUAAUUGCUGCCAGCGACGUCGCCGUUCCAGGAGCUGCGAACGUCGUCACAGCGACACUCGCCAUAAGCUAACCACAGCAACAGUUACAAAGCAGCGUCGACGUCGCAGCCGCAGCCGCAGUCGGAGUCGGUCGCGAACGCCACGUAUUAUAACGGUACCCGUGCCAGUGCCUGCUGCCGAUUAUCCAUAUGCCUACGCUUGGCCACCGCCGCCGCAGCGUCCACAAUUUAAUCCCAUGUAUGGCGCCGUGCCAUACGGUAUGCCAUCGCGCCCUGUGUAUCCUGCGCAUCCUUAUUUUGCUCCUUACCCACGACCGCGGCUAACAUUUCCUUAUCGAGCUCCUCCAUUUCGACCGCAUCCCCGAUUCAGCUACAGAAAUCAACGACCGGCGCCGAAUUGAAUUUUUUAAACUUUACAUAAUUACAAAUUUAUUUACUCAACUGCUAUAUACA
Messenger RNA from Drosophila hydei, 1159 nucleotides. Its product is annotated as female-specific protein transformer. Gene Ontology annotation, biological process: mRNA processing; female sex differentiation. The coding region runs from base 673 to 1107 and encodes 144 amino acids. The record is from RefSeq and is a predicted model, not a curated record. The transcript is spliced from 4 exons. Lineage: Eukaryota; Metazoa; Arthropoda; Insecta; Diptera; Drosophilidae.